ACAUUCAGUGACAUUACUGGUAGGUCACACUGUAGUGGACGUGUUUAAACACGCCACAGUGCUGUGGAGAGUGACGAAGCCAAAUACACAGCACUCAGGAGAGAUUUAAAAAAAAAAAAUCAACUUGUGGUCCGCAGGGAUGUGUGAUCACUACCUUUGAUAUAGAAGUCAUUUUAGACCCACAGCUUGACAUUUUCUUGUCAUUUUACAAAAGUUUGCGGUCUGUUUGGGAAAGUAAACGAAAUAGAACCACUGCAAAAAGAAGCUCGGAUGUAGCGCUGACCGGUCAGUGUUAUCUCUAGGACCCGGCGGAGCGCUCCAGUGUAAUUGGACACUUGCUCUGUUGAAAGAAAGAAAGAAAGAAAGAAAGAGUCCUUUUCUCUUUCUCCUUCAAACAUAUUCAUCAAUUCCAUGAAGCUAGAAAACCGUUCCUAACGUCUCCACGAGAACCAGGACUGAACCAAAGGCGCAAAUGGACAAUAGUGACUCCAGGACCAGCGGUCACUUAACUAUUUGUGGCGCGUCCUCCUGUAAAGGCUGCGCCAAAGGACGCGCUGCGUAAAGUCACCGAGUCUCCAUUUCAGACGAGUCUGUGGUGCACGUGUCUGUGAUCGGACGUGACGGUGGUUCAGACGGGUGAGAAUUGCAAAAGUUGGGACUGAUUUGUAAAAGGAAAAGACACUUUUCUUGAAGAUCUGCUGAAGGCUGCAGCAUCACAGAGGCUGGUGUGGACCGCUGGUCUGUGUUGGCAGAAAGAAAAAAAAAACUUGUUGCACCUUGUCCCAGGAGAGCAUUUAAAACGGUGGACAAAAUGGAAAGUGAGGAGUGUCGGCUCCCUGUGUUUCAUCUCAUCUGACCAUUCACUGACCCUUUAAUCAACGCUGAACACUUCACAAGAGGCUCACGUCAUCAGUCAAGAACAAAAGCAGCAACAACUCCAAAAAAAAACAAAAAAAAACAACCCAAAAAACGAAUGGGAGCUAAUUGUUGUCCAAAGCUGCUGACACCUAAAUAGCAGCAUGCUGCCGCAGUUCCCAGACUGUCCACUGCACUCUUAGAAGCUGUAGUUCACCUGAAACAUUCUUUGUGUUUAUCACUGACGUAAGGCGUACAUUUUUCUCCAUAAUUUGUUCACAACCAAAUCAGCGAUGCUCUGGCCUGUACUGUUCACUCUACAAGCGGUCUGCGCCGGUGUGGCCGAUGCCAUGCAACAUUACCCAGCAGCCUGGGGACACUAUGACGUCUGCAAGUCCCAGAUCUAUACCGAGGAGGGCCUGGCGUGGGACUACAUGGCCUGUCAGCCGGAAGCCACUGACAUGACAAAGUACCUGCGAGUGGCCCUCGACCCCCCAAAUAUCACGUGUGGAGAUCCACCAGAAACAUACUGCGCUUUGGAAAAUCCUUACAUGUGCAACAAUGAAUGUGAUGCCACCACUGAGGAGUUGGCUCAUCCUCCUGAACUGAUGUUUGACUUUGAGGGUCGUAACCCAACAACGUUUUGGCAGUCCACCUCCUGGAAGAAAUACCCCAAGCCUCUGCAGGUCAACAUCACACUGUCAUGGAACAAGACCAUUGAGUUGACUGACGACAUAGUCCUGACCUUUGAGUCGGGUCGACCGGAGCAGAUGGUGCUGGAAAAGUCGCUCGACUACGGGCGAACCUGGACCCCUUACCAGUUUUAUGCCACCGACUGCCUGGACGCAUUCACCAUGGAACCCAAGACUGUGAAUGACCUCACGCAGCGCACUCUGCUGGACAUCAUCUGCACUGAGGACUACUCCAGAGGCUAUGUGUGGAAGUACGACAAGACGGUGCGUUUUGAGAUUAAAGACCGCUUUGCCCUGUUUGCUGGGCCUCGACUACACAAUAUGGCCUCACUGUACGGUCAACUGGAUACCACCAAGAACCUGAGGGACUUCUUCACCAUCACUGAUUUGAGGAUUAGGUUGCUAAAACCGGCCACUGGAGCCACCAUGGUAGAUGAGAACAACCUGUCCAGAUAUUUCUACGCCAUCUCUGACAUCAAGGUACAGGGCAGGUGCAAAUGCAACCUGCACGCCAACAGCUGCGUUUUUGACAAGGGAAAGUUAGGCUGUGAAUGUGAACACAACACCACAGGGCCCGACUGCAGCCGCUGUAAACGGCACUACCACGGAAGAGCCUGGAGCGUCGGCUCCUACCUGCCUAUACCUAAAGGAACCGCCAAUAUAUGUAUCCCCAGCAAUCACGGACCAGUGCAUCGAGCAAAUGCCUCAUCUCUCGGUGUUGCAAACCGUAACCAAGCUCGCGUGUGUGACAAUGCUAUGCUGCGCUGUCAGAACGGUGGCACAUGCCACCAUCAUCAGCGGUGCCACUGCUCCCCCGGCUUCACCGGCGUCCUGUGUGAAAGAGCACGCUGCCAGGGUGCAGGCGAGUGCGAUGACCAGUUGUCUGGACAGGCCACUCUCUAUCAGCCGCUGGUCAGCUGCCACCUCAGUCUGGCCCUCAUAGUGCUCCUACUGCUGACCUUUACCCUCUGUUGAGGGACUGGACGGGCCUGACACCCUCAACCACACCCUAGGAGCUCGACUCUGACACCAGAGGACACGGAGCGAAAGGACACGUGAACAAACAACUCCAGCUCGGCAUAAGAAACUAUUUUGUAAAUGGAAAAGCCACAUCUGUGUGUGUUGGUGAAGGCAUUUCUAACAGGAAGUGCACUGACCUGUCACCCAGAGUGA
Cynoglossus semilaevis (tongue sole) is the source of this 2720-nucleotide messenger RNA. RefSeq names its product netrin-G1-like. Lineage: Eukaryota; Metazoa; Chordata; Actinopteri; Pleuronectiformes; Cynoglossidae. The transcript is spliced from 7 exons. Bases 1149 to 2522 code for a protein of 457 amino acids. Gene Ontology annotation, biological process: axonogenesis; animal organ morphogenesis; tissue development. The record is from RefSeq and is a predicted model, not a curated record.